Messenger RNA from Beta vulgaris subsp. vulgaris (sugar beet), 864 nucleotides. RefSeq lists its product as hypothetical. The transcript has 7 exons. The coding region runs from base 199 to 507 and encodes 102 amino acids. Gene Ontology annotation, cellular component: cytoplasm. Gene Ontology annotation, molecular function: protein phosphatase inhibitor activity. Lineage: Eukaryota; Viridiplantae; Streptophyta; Magnoliopsida; Caryophyllales; Amaranthaceae. The record is from RefSeq and is a predicted model, not a curated record.
UUUUCUGUAAUAAAUAUAACAAUUCACAUUUUUUUUAAAGGAAAAAAACAAAAAAAAAAUCAGAGAGGUUUUACAUAAGAGAGGAGGGAGAAAAAGAGAAGAUUUUUGCUGCUGAGGCCAUAAGUUUUGAGGACGAGAGCAUUAAAUUUAAAACUCCAGUAGCAGAAAAUAUCAAGGGAGCAAGGAAUUAUUGGAGAUAUGGAAGAAGAUGGUUCAAAGCCAAUGCCAUCUUCUCAUGAGCAGGAAGCAACUCUUAAGAAAAAGUAUGGAGGAAUUAUUCCCAAGAAACCACCACUAAUCUCUAAGGAUCAUGAGAGAGCAUACUUUGAUUCGGCGGAUUGGGCUCUGGGAAAGCAAGGUGUAGAGAAGCCUAAAGGGCCUCUUGAGGCACUUCGGCCUAAAUUGCAGCCCACUCAACAACAAACACGAUACCGUAAAUCUCCUUGUGCACCAUCAGCUGGUGAAGAUGGAGAAAAUCCUGCCUCCGAGGAACCAGCUUCUACUUAGAUGAAAGAACACUACAGCUACUACUACAAGAUUGCUGAUUGUUACUCUUGAAUCUUGAUCUUAUGCAGAUAAAAGAGUAAUAAUGUUCUGUUGUUUCUGCUUAGCAUAAGACCUUUACAAUUGACAAAAAUGCACAAUCAUGUGCUGAUGCUUCAUUCGAAACUUCUCAGUUCCAUGUUUUUUUUUUCUGAUGUGGGACACGAGUCCUUUACUGUUCCUCGUAUAAUUGACUGAAGCUUUGCUUCUUUUUUUUCUUUGAGGAAAAAAAUAGUCAAGCUUUGCUUCGUCGGCUCAUAUCCCUUAAUAUUUUAGGGAUUUUAGGGAAAUUAUAUAUGGUAAUCCUGUACUAUUCGUCGA